Messenger RNA from Juglans microcarpa x Juglans regia, 2029 nucleotides. Its product is annotated as protein XRI1-like. Gene Ontology annotation, biological process: male meiotic nuclear division; female meiotic nuclear division. NCBI's taxonomy places the organism in Eukaryota, Viridiplantae, Streptophyta, Magnoliopsida, Fagales, Juglandaceae. The transcript has 13 exons. Gene Ontology annotation, molecular function: acid phosphatase activity. The coding region runs from base 210 to 1706 and encodes 498 amino acids. The record is from RefSeq and is a predicted model, not a curated record.
UACCGCCCUUGUUUGCUGUUUCCUAGAGAGAGAGAGUGUGCACUUUUUCUCGCUUACCAAACAGCACACAUCUCAAGCAGCAGACAGCGUAGCCUGAAAUAUAGCGAGAGCGUGGGUGUGUGAGCAAAUCGAUCUCUUGGUAACGGCUACUUGUGGUCGUACAGAGGUAGAAGGCUGUGAAUUUUGUUUUGGUGGCUGCUGAUACUGGAAUGGAUUACAACAAUGAAAAUAGUGAGUCAUGGGACUGGCACAGAAAAGAUUAUUGUCUACAAAAGGAUCCCAAUUCCGACAUAUCUGAAUGCCUAUGGAAUGGAGUACCACAGAACAAAGAGGAUCUUUCAUACAUAUUCGAUGAAACAACUCCUGUCAAGGCUUGUGGGGAUUUGGCUUACCAUGUUGCUCAUAGUGGGAAUAUGGACAAGGAACCAGAAGAAUGUAGAGAGAGUUCUUUACAAGUAAAGAGGCGCCGGAUGCUACAGUUCAACAGUCAAGCCACGGAUCCUUCCCAUUCAAGUGAAGAGAGGUCAUCUGCAUUCCUAAAAUCAAAUGAGAGGGAGGAUUCACUCGAAGAGUUUUGCCCUGAAUCAUCAUAUUGGAUUUCUGGGCCUUCAGGAAAUGCAUCUGCCUUGACUAAUGAGUGCCUGGAUCAGUCAUCUGAAGAGUGGCUUGCAGAAUGCUUUAAUGAUACCGAGAUGAAUUUCAACACUGAUGAUGUGGAUUUAUCUGGAGCACCUGAUAUUCAGUUCGACAUUGCAGAGUUGUGUGACUUUCCACCCAAGUAUGAAGAUAAUGUGGUCCAACAGCAUGUUACUCGAACUCCUCAAAAAAUUGUUUUUAAAGGUAGGAAUUCUUUCAUACGGACUCCAACUAAGUUGGCUGCUUCUGUUGCCUAUCCAUUUGCUUUCAUUAAACCAAGUGGGGCCCACGGAGAUGUAACUUUGAAAGAAAUAAACCAGAGGAUUCGCACACCACCUCCUUCAAAAUCGAAGCAAGGUGGAAUACAUUUCAUCAUGCUUGGGGCCUAUAUUGCAUACAAUAAAUCAGCGGAUCAAUACAAGUGGCUAGAGAGAGACUUGGCAAAUGUUGAUAGAUCAAUAACUCCAUGGCUAGUAGCUGCUUGGCACCCACCUUGGUACAGUUCCUACAAAGCUCAUUAUAGGGAGGUAGAGUGCAUGAGGGUGGCGAUGGAAGAGUUACUUUACUCUUAUGGUGUUGACAUUGUCUUUAAUGGACAUGUUCAUGCUUAUGAGAGGUCAAAUCGAGUUUAUAACUACAGUUUAGAUCCAUGUGGUCCUGUUUAUAUCACAGUUGGAGAUGGGGGUAAUCGAGAAAAGAUGGCAAUCAAAUAUGCUGAUGAUCCUGGCAACUGUCUGGAUCCAUUGACUACUCCAGAUCAAUACAUGGGUGGAUUUUGUGCUACAAAUUUCACAUCUGGCCCAGCAGCGGGUAAGUUCUGUUGGGACCGGCAACCCGAAUACAGUGCAUUAAGAGAAAGUAGCUUUGGCCAUGGUAUUCUAGAGGUGAAGAAUGAAACCUGGGCCUUGUGGACAUGGUACCGAAAUCAGGAUUCUUACAGUCAAGUUGGGGAUCAAAUCUACAUAGUAAGGCAACCUGAUUUGUGCCCUGUUGAUCAGCAGAUAAAUACCAGUUGGUUCGCACUUCGCAGCCGGUUAAGUACAUUGCUUGAAAACUCACUCCGGCGAUGAGAACAGUGCAACUGGCUUCUGAUGUUGCAGCCCUUUGUAUAGAUUAUGAAUGAGUGAAGAAAAUUAUGGAUAUACAGAUGGAUAAAAAGUAUAGGACGGGGUGGCAUCUUGUCAUUGUUGAUAGGUUUCUUCCCCUUAUACAAGUAAAAAUUACACUUGAAAGAUGCUUAUUACUGGGCAUAGCUGUACUUAAAUGCUUAUGUCAUCGUUGUCUACUUAUCUUUUAAGUAAGCCAAUAUAUACGUGUGCAAAUGGUCAAUGUACUUACAUAGGAGAAAAAGGGGAAGUGGAAUGUUGAGGGAUUAAGGUUGAUUUCUCUGCAA